AAUAGUUAUAAGAAAACGGGAGGACCAUGGUAAUCCCACAAUGCUUACUUCCUUUUGCCUCCACUUCUCUUCUGUUACCCGCCUUCACGAAGUACGGGCUUAGAAGCCGUUACUAUUUAAAGCUAGUUUGAGAGCACAAUGCUUACUUCCAUUUUUUCCUCCUCUAGCUCUCACAGACGGUGAAUUUUCUCGCGCCUCUGUCUCUUCUCACCUCAACCGCUCAAAACCCUAUCGCCGUCGAUCGCCACUACCACUCGGUUGCUGAAGUUGCAAAUCGCUUCCAUCUCUUCAACCUCUUGAGCAUACGAUAUCCGAUUCCGCCUAUUCCCCUACGUUUCUUGAAUCUGUAACUCACGCAUUUCUUUUUACUUUUCACUAUAUCUCUUUUGCGUAUCUCAACACUUCAUGUGUUUGCUUUGUGUUACUGCGUUUCAUUUGCUAUAUCAAUUCAGUUAAAUUUGCUAUACAUGGAGUUCAACUAUUUCCAAUUGCUGUAACAAUCAUACAUGCCUACGUGCUUGAUUUAUGCUUUAUGCGUGAAUCAGGAAAAUUUUCAACCUCAAGGAAUGACAGAAGAGCAGAAGGAAUCCCCCCCUAAAGAUUUUAAGAAGAAAAAAUCAUUGCUAGAUGAUGAUUUCGGGACAGAAUUUCUUGGCUCCUGGAAACCCAUGUCAAUGGCAGAUGAUGAUGCCAUGGAUUUUAGCUUUGGUACAGUUUCUAAAAGCAAGAAAAAGAUAUUCGACUUUGAAAAAAUGGACAUGAAUUUCGAUCUGGAUACUGCUUUUGGCAAAAUAUCAUCAUUUAAGGUGGACAUGUCAGAUCUUGAUUUUACAUGCCCACCCAAAAAGUCUUCUCAGUCUACGGACAAAAAGGGAGAAGCUUCUUGUGCAAAAGGAGGGAAACAAGAUGGAUUUAAUUUCAGCUUUGAUUUUAAUGAGUUGGAUAGCUUCAAUCUCAAUUCAAACUUACUAAAAGUAGAUAAUAGUAAUGACGACAAUUACCUGAGAAAGAAAGGAGUUACUGCAGAAGGAAAUAAUAGUGAAGAUGCUAAAAAGCCUAACAUCAAUGAUGAUGACAGAGGUGUUCGUUCAUCUAGUGAUAAUAAGACAACGAAACCUCGAGCAUCAGAGAGGCUGGAAACUGUGAACACUGAGACUUCAGUUGGUAACCUAGGGAAUCUAGUUUCAAGACAGGAUAUUUCUGUUUCCAAAUUUUCUUCCUCUCAGAACCUUGACACAGAAGUUAAGAAUCAGACUUCUGAUAUUAGUAAGAUAACAAGUAUGAAAGAAAUGGAUCAAGAAAAAGGUUUGUCUGAGGAGACAAAGUCAACCAAAUCAAAAUCUGAGCAGGUUAUCGACAAGGUACCUUCCCAGUCUGUGAGUCAAAGUGAUUCAGAGCAAGACACUAUCUCAGAAAAGCAUACAAAGGUUUCCUUAUCUGGAACAAGAGGAAUUAAUGUUACAGCUGAUAAACAAGUGGUUAAUGGUAAGGCAACGUUUGUAGAUUCUGAUGUUGUAGACUUACAGUUAGAGCAUUCAUCCUUACCUCUUACCACUGAAUCAGAUGGCAUUGUUAGAGAAGCAAUUAAUCUAGGUAGCAUUGCUGAAGAAGUUUCUAAUGACACUCAACCAGAAAAUAGUUAUUCAAGUUCUGGAAAUAUUACUAAAUUUGAUUCCUUGAAGAAGAACUCGUGUGACAAUAGCAUAAGAGAAAAUAAAAGAACAGCUUUGGAGUGUCACUUGGGUACAGCAAGCAGUAACCCCAUAGUUGAUAAAGUCACGCUGAUGAAAGAUAAAGAUCUCCAAGUGAAGAAGUCAAAUAUAGUCAGUAUGCUAGAGAACAAAAGGUCUUUAAAAAACCCUUCAUCAACAUCUGGAACAAAGAGUCUAGUCUCCUUCGACUGUAAAAAAAAUGCUGACAUACACCUGAGAUCCAUAGCCCAAGAAAGGAACAACUUCAAAUCCAAUGAGACAAAGUUUGGGAGCAAAAUGGAAAGCGAUUCACUCCUAGGUUCUAGCAAAGUAAUUAGGGAUGCACCAGCAUUUCUUGGCAGCAAAGAUGAUCCUAAAAGUUGUAAUGCCAGGAAGGGUGUUGUUUUUGAUGGUACACCAAGUGCAGGAAAGUUGGCUGGAAAUAUGAAAUCAUUUCAUGAAGAUGUAAAUAAAAGAAAAACCGUGUUUCUAGAAACGGGCAUGUCAACAAAAAAUGUUAAUAUUUUGAGUUCUCAGGUUAAUCCUUGCAGCUUAACAGAGAAGACAGCUAAAAUUACUACUCAGAUAUCUCUAAGUUCUCAACCUGAAGCUUCGAGCAAGGAGUCCUUUCAGAAAUCAAAGAUCACCCACAUAGAAGGAAAUAAACUUUCUUCUUUUAAAGCUUGCAAGAUCACACCUGCUUUUUCUAGUGUAAAAACUUCAAGGAACAUUGGGGCUAACUCAGUUUUAGAAAUGUCUUUACACCAAAAAGAGGCAAACUCAUUGGCAAGUUCUGAACAAAGAAAAGAGACACAGGCUAUUUUAGCAUCAAACGGUGGUCAUCUGACUGACAGUGGUGAUAAUCAAAAGGCUUCAGCCCGGUUCUUGAAGAGGAAAAGUAUUGAGAUUUCUGAAGAAGAUUUAACAUCCUUGAGGCCCCUAAAGUGCCUACCUCAGUCUCCAAUCAAAAGCAGAAAUGAAUCUAAAGAAUCUUCAGGAAAAGUUGAACAGGUAGAGAGAAAGCCCAACGACUUAGCCCACUACGAUUCAACCUCUGGACCUGAAAGUCCAUCAGAGAUUAAAGUAACAGAAGUUGAAAUACCUGAUUCUGUGCUCAUGGAAGACAACGGUAAUGUUGAAAAGGCUGAAGCAUAUAUGAAGGAACUUGAAAAUAUUUGUAACAUGCUGAAAAAAAGGCACGAGGAAGCAAAAGAGUUAUUAGUGCGAGCUGUUGUCAACAACAAUAACCUGCUGAUGCUUAAUCAUCCCAUUUAUGAAGAAAAAAUUCGGAAGGUUCAGAAAUUUGCUUCUCAAUUGAUGUUAAAGGAGAUUCAAACUUGAUCAGCAAUAAAUUGUUGCAUUCAAAGUUCCAGUGUCAGACAUUUGGUCUUGAACAUCAAUGAGGAGGUAGAAAUGAUGGUUUAUGGCAGAGCUAAAAUGCGAACUCUAUCGCACAAUGGGUAGCAAAAUUAGAAGAAAACAGCCAAGGUCAAUCCAGUUACAGGAAAGGGAGCAAGAAUCUCAAAAUUUCUUUGUUAAAAAUAAUUGUUGUUGCAAUUAUUUGAUUAUAAAAUAAUUUGAUAUAGAAAAUAUCCAAACUACAAAGUGCCUGUUUGUUUCCACGUCAAAUCAUCAAACCAUCCAUAUACGUUUUUUCCAAAG
Molecule: messenger RNA, 3353 nt
Organism: Lathyrus oleraceus (garden pea)
Lineage: Eukaryota; Viridiplantae; Streptophyta; Magnoliopsida; Fabales; Fabaceae
Exons: 16
Coding region: 507-3032 (841 amino acids)
Source: RefSeq, a predicted model, not a curated record